AGGCUUAAUACAUAUAUGCGGUAGCUACAAUACAAAAUUUAAACGUCUAGCUUUAAACAUGCACUUUUAAAAUCUCUUCCAGCUCUAGGAUUAACCAACCCAUCGCAUGAUUUGUUGUCAGCACGAUACAGUAAAACUGUAUAACUACAACGAAAGACAUGAAGUCAAGAGGAAGAUGAAUUACCAUAAUCCUGGAAAAAUUGUCACCAAGCUGCAUAUGCUGUGUUAGUUUUUACCCUAUUCUUCAAAUCUGUGGACAUGCUAAGGCGGCCCAACAGUUCGCGGGCACUAUUCUUUACAGCGUUGGCCACCUAUGGCACAGGGUUUAUCAUAUGGAACAUUGACAAUUUCUUCUGUCAUAAUAUAAGGGAGUUCCGAGGCACGCUUACGUCGACAUUUCGACCCCUGACACAGCUCCAUGCCUGGUGGCACCUGCUGGCUGGGCUGGGAACAUACAUCCAUGUGCUGUAUAGUGUACAAGUCAGAACCAACUAUCUAAAGUGGCCUGGAAAAGUCAAGACCAUUAUGGGAAUCCCAUAUUAUCAUGUAUCAAAAAAAGUGGAGAAGAAUGGGCCAGUACACAAAGACUGAUGAUGUCAUCGCAGGAAGUGACAUCAGCAUACUACAGGAAGUAGCAUGGCAUCAUAUGUGUUCCAAGGUCAAGAAGGUCAUGAUAGUUAGGAAGAAAGCAUAUUCACAAAUUUUGUACACAUAGACGUAGUUAACACAACUAGUGGCAAACCCCACAAAUCGUGCAAUUGCUUAGAAUGACGUUCCUUUGUUAGCAAAUAGAAUUUAAAUGUUUUGCCACCAAUAAUGCAAGUAUUGCCAUUAAUUUAUCUUGCUGGUUGGACAGUGUUCUAUAGAUAUCCAGUUGUGUUAAAGUGCAGUUAAAAGGAAGUAACAAAGUCAGUUUAUAUUUCAGAGCAAAGGCGACAAUGUUUGUCUAGAAGUGAAAUAUUCCACAGUUACCUGUUAGUGAAUACUAUAAAAGGUGUCUUUUCUACAAAACAAUGCAACACAUAUCGUUGGACUUGAAGUAUUGUGUAUAACUCAUAACAUAUCUUAUUUAUUGGUUAAUUCUUGUACCAGAAGCAGUUUUGCUGCAGUAAACUCUUGAUAAGCCACAAGUAAGUGAGGAAAAAGUGUACAACUAAAUUCUGUGGUUCCUCACUGGUUAAAUUCACAUUUUGACUUUGAAUUGUUUUCUCACUAAUUCAGAAAGAAUUGUAGUUGUACUGAAUCUUGAUAGCUGGGCCUGAAAAAAUUCAUUAAAUAAAGACUUAGUCAUAAAAUUUUUUAAUUGAAAAGCAAAUUUUCUAAUAACUUAACAGAUAAUUAGUAGGUAAUACUAUC
Molecule: messenger RNA, 1356 nt
Organism: Branchiostoma floridae (Florida lancelet)
Lineage: Eukaryota; Metazoa; Chordata; Leptocardii; Amphioxiformes; Branchiostomatidae
Product: alkaline ceramidase 3-like
Exons: 6
Coding region: 259-591 (110 amino acids)
Biological process (GO): ceramide metabolic process; phytosphingosine biosynthetic process
Cellular component (GO): endoplasmic reticulum membrane
Source: RefSeq, a predicted model, not a curated record